This is a messenger RNA of Seminavis robusta, 3190 nucleotides long. The record is from the annotation of a GenBank genome assembly. NCBI's taxonomy places the organism in Eukaryota, Bacillariophyta, Bacillariophyceae, Naviculales, Naviculaceae.
AUCGCCGCCGACGCCAUUGGCGGUAUGGCAUAUCCCACCACAGUCAAGAGUCCCCAAAUUCGUCCUCUCAAAUUGGGAAGGGAUCAACUAAUAUUAUUCUUCAUCAUCGAUCUCUCUCGGAUAAUACCCAAGAUAAUAAUAGUCAAGCUACGGUAGCUACGGUAGCAAGCUAGCAGCAGUAUUAUCUAUAACAAGCCGCCACCAUUUCUCUCCGUGUGUUGAGUGCGCAGCAGCAAUCCGGGUUGUUAUUAUUGCACAUCAUGUCUGCAACGAUUCAGUUGUCGUUUCACGAUUACGAAGACCUUUCGAAGCGUCUGGUGUUGAUGCCUCGUGUAGAAAGUGAAGCAAAAGGCGCCGUGGUGGCGUCGUUUGACAACAACAAUAGUCGCGACGAACGAGACGAUCGACCGACAAGUCUGGUGGGAUGUGUCUUGAUGGGGAGUCUCAAGGAUGCCGAUUUUGCCACCAUUUUGUCAGCGAUGCGAGGGCAACCUGGGCCGAUUGUCCUCGAGUUGAUGGAACCCAGCGACAAUUUACGAUUGGACAAGUCUUCCUCCAAAUCUUCUUCCUCCUCCUCUGCAAACGACGACGAUGCCAGUAGUACCGCCAGUGACUCGGAAGAGUCGCAAGACGAAGACACACACAACAAAAGCAACAACAAAUCCAAUCCACUCGGACGAUGGUCUGCAUGGGGAUCACGAAUGCGAGUCGCCGCGGAAGCCGCAUCCACUGUGGCGGUCCAAUCGCUUCAUGCCGCUGCCGCGAGUCGAGCGGCCAAUAACAAGAACCUUACGACCACUAUACAAGAAGCACCUCCUUGUGGACUCUUUGUGCAGACCAGUUUGGGAGCCUUUUUACCGCUCCAUAACAACCACAACAACAGACCGUCUUCCGAGUUGACCGUCACCAUGUCGUCGGUAUUGUACAUUCGAAAAUCAGCAGUGGAAGCGUGUCCUCCAAGGGGUUAUGUAUAUCAAUGGUACAAGGGACUCAAGGACUGUGAUGACAACAAUUGGAUGGAACUGCCAGGAGCCACCAGUGCUGCCUUUCAACCAAGUACCACUGAAAUUGGUUAUCUACUCUUGUGCAUUGUCACGGUCGACACGUCCCAUCCGUCCUCGCUCAUGGACAGUGACAGCGAAUCGGACGACAGUAGUACUGAUGAUGAUGACAACAAUAAACAAUAUGUCGUGCGAUGCAUCACACCCCACGUGGUGGCGGCCGAUUUGUCGCUCUUUAAUGGAGCUCGACAAGCGUUGGUGCGGGGAGCACAGUUUGGUGGCAUGAUUGGUGAAGGGCGGGCGCACGGGCGGACUAUGCGAGUACAAGUCGAAAUGGGAUAUCACAAGAAAAACAAGGUCGCCAGCAGUGUCAAAAUGGAACAAGUGGCGGGAGAAACGGCAGAACCACUCCACGCGGAUCCACUCUAUCGCGUCAAGGCACAUUCGUCGCAUGUCAAUUCCAAGGCACUCCAACUGCAGUUCCGAUCGUGUGAUUUAGAUAAUGCCAGUUUGGUGUCGGCGCUCGUGUCGGAUGAGGGAAUCUUGGAACUGGUCGCUCCCAAUCGAUUCGCUAGAGAGUCGUUACUGCUGGCCAUUGGAAUUGCCAAUUUCAAGGGAAAACCAGCCGACUUGGAGGCGACGACCAUCUUGUAUCCUCCGGAUGAUGAGGAUGAUGAGUACAGUAGUGCCAGUAGCAGCAGCAGCAGCAGUGAUGAAGACUCGUCUGCCGGUGGGAGUCACGCCGAAACAACUGAAACAUCUUCCGUGGUGGUAGAACCUGGACCCAAAGAAGUCCAGCACUUGUCCCUCUCUCCUCCCAGUUCCACCAAAGAACAACGCUCUCGAAGUUGUAGUCUCUCCACGCACAGCUCUGAUGACGAUCUCAGCACUGUUUCCUCCGAGUCCAUUGCCGGCCCUCCAUCUUCCAGAACGCUAGCGUCAUCACAAACUCCAGCGGAAUCUUCCUCUUCCCAUCGAGAAACAGAGCUCGAACAAGAAAUCGCCUUUUUGAGAGCCAAAUUGGCCCGAAAGGACAAGGUCGUCUCGGAACUCCAGCGUCAAGUGACGCGUUCCGACGCUGCUCUGGAACAAUCCAAUCAACAAAAGUCACAAUGUGAACAAAAGGUCCUCACAUUGGAAUCGAGACUGCAAUCCAGCAAGAAAGCCCAAAAGAAGGCGGAACAGAUUGCCGACGAGCACCAAGCAUCCGUAAAGCGCAUCAAGGAGGAGAAUUCCAUGAGAAUGGCCAAUCUCAAGCAGCAAUUGGAAAGCCAUAGCAACACCAUUGCCGAACUGGAAAAGACGGCCAAGUCGCAUCAGAAUGAAAAGGCCGUGCUCGCGGCUGCGGUAGAAGCCCGAGAAAGCAAACUGGUCAAAAUGGCGGAACUCCAAGAGUCAUUUGUUUUACUCUCGUCCAAAGUAUCCGAACAAGAUCAGUGGCGAAAAGAGCUCGAUGAAACCAACGAACGCUACCAGGAGCUCAAGGUAGAUUUGCAGAAUACCACACAGAGAGAAAAGGAUUGCCGUCAAGAACUGGAAUCCACCAAAGACACUCUGGAGGAGGUUCAGAAAGAGAUGGAGAUGUGCCAAGAGAGUGCGUCGUCCAUCAAGUUGGAAUUGAAGGGAAUUCAGUCCAAGAACCAGAAACUCAAGUCAGAACGCAAUUCGUUCAAGCAAAAGGCAGACUCGCUGUCUCGAGAGAUUGCUCGCAUUUGCCGGAAUGGACGUUCUCUGGCGGAUGUGGAGCGCAUGUUGGCCGACGAUGAAGCUCGUCGAGAAGAAGUCAUGCUGCUCCGCAAACAGAAACGCAAAGCACUGGAAGAGUGUCACUCCUACCGCAAAUCCUACGAACAGUCACGUGCCGCACGAGAAAUCUUGAUGGCAACAUCUUCCACUUCUUCUAACAAAAACAAGAAACAUGACAUUAACCAAUCUGCGCUUUUGCUGGAGCGCAACCUCGAACUAGAGCGCGUGGUCACCGAGCUGACAGAGUAUGUGAACGCCAAGGAGAUGCAAUUGGAGACCAUGAAACAAGUCAAUGCUGCCCUUCAAGACGAGAUACACGGGCUGGCACAAUCCACAAUGCGAAGUAACGAUAUAUAGCUAGUAGUUGCAUAUGCUGCAUACCAAUUUGCAUAACGAUAUAUAAGUUGUUGUUGUAUAACAUGUAAUCACGAUAGAAAUUGGUG